This is a messenger RNA of Osmerus eperlanus (European smelt), 3713 nucleotides long. RefSeq names its product coactivator-associated arginine methyltransferase 1 (gene carm1). The coding region runs from base 70 to 1818 and encodes 582 amino acids. The transcript is spliced from 16 exons. The record is from RefSeq and is a predicted model, not a curated record. Gene Ontology annotation, molecular function: protein-arginine N-methyltransferase activity. NCBI's taxonomy places the organism in Eukaryota, Metazoa, Chordata, Actinopteri, Osmeriformes, Osmeridae. Gene Ontology annotation, biological process: peptidyl-arginine methylation.
GAGUCUAGCGGAGAAUAGAGUGUUUGGAUGUGAGCGCGACUGUGAGCUGUCUCUUCCCCCAGAUCGAAGAUGGCGGUGUCGGUGUUCCCCGGCGUGCGACUCCUCUCAAUCGGAGACGCGAACGGAGACAUUCAGCGUCACUCCGAGCAACAGCCUCUACGACUGGAAGUAAAAACCACACAAGACGCUGCCUUGAUCAAUUUGUCCAACGCGGAGGAGACAUGUGUGUUCAAGUGCUCGGUCUCCAGGGAGACGGAGUGCAGUCGCGUGGGAAAGCAGUCGUUCAUAGUCACCCUGGGCUGCAACAGCGUCCUGCUCCAGUUCUCCUCACCCGCAGACUUCUCCUCUUUCUAUAACCUGCUGAAGAACUGCCGUGGUCACAGUGGUGAGCGGUCUGUCUUCAGCGAGAGGACAGAGGAAUCCUCAGCUGUACAGUACUUCCAGUUCUAUGGCUACCUCUCCCAGCAGCAGAACAUGAUGCAGGACUACGUUCGGACCGGAACCUACCAGCGGGCCAUCCUCCAGAACCACACAGACUUCAAAGACAAGGUGGUUUUGGAUGUCGGGUGUGGCUCUGGCAUUCUGUCCUUCUUUGCGGCCCAGGCUGGGGCCAGGAAGGUGUACGCCGUCGAGGCCAGCACCAUGGCCCAGCAUGCAGAGGUGCUGGUGAACAGUAACCGCCUGGGGGAUCGGGUGGUCGUGAUCCCAGGGAAGGUGGAGGAGGUGACCCUGCCGGAGCAGGUGGACAUCAUCAUCUCGGAGCCCAUGGGCUACAUGCUGUUCAACGAGAGGAUGCUGGAGAGCUACCUGCACGCCAAGAAGUUCUUAAAGCCCAACGGUAAAAUGUUCCCCACCAUCGGAGACGUCCACCUGGCGCCCUUCACAGAUGAGCAGCUGUACAUGGAGCAGUUCACCAAGGCCAACUUCUGGUACCAGCCCUCCUUCCAUGGUGUGGACCUUUCUGCCCUGCGGGGGGCAGCAGUGGACGAGUAUUUCCGCCAGCCUAUCGUGGACACGUUUGAUAUCCGUAUUCUGAUGGCCAAAUCAGUCAAAUACACAGUCAACUUCCUGGAGACCAAAGAGGAUGAUCUGUACAGGAUAGAGAUUCCCUUUAAGUUCCACAUGAUGCACUCGGGACUGGUCCACGGCCUGGCCUUCUGGUUCGACGUUGCGUUCAUAGGAUCAGUGAUGACGGUGUGGCUGUCCACGGCGCCCACGGAGCCUCUCACACACUGGUACCAGGUGCGCUGCCUGCUCCAGUCGCCCCUCUUCACCAAGGCUGGAGACACGCUGUCCGGCACCGCGCUCCUCAUCGCCAACAAGAGACAAAGUUACGACAUCAGUAUUGUCGCCCAAGUGGACCAGACAGGCUCCAAGUCCAGCAACCUCCUAGAUUUGAAGAACCCCUUUUUUAGGUACACAGGCACCACCCCCACCCCCCCUCCUGGGUCGCACUACACCUCCCCCUCUGAGACCAUGUGGAACACUGGGGGGGCCUACAGCAUGAGCCAGGGCAUGGCCGUGUCAGGGAUGCCUACAGCCUAUGACCUCAGUACAGUCAUUGGCGGCGGCGGCUCAACUGUGUCCCACAACAACCUCAUCCCCCUGGUGAACACAGGGAUAGUGAAUCACACCCACUCCAGGAUGGGCUCCAUCAUGAGCACAGGCAUCGUCCAGGGAGCUACGACUGGCCAAUCGGGUCCAAGCGGCAGCAGUACUCACUAUCCUGUCACCAACCAGUUCACCAUGGGCGGGCCCGCCAUCUCCAUGGCGUCUCCCAUGGCGAUACCUAGCAACACCAUGCAUUACGGGAGUUAAGAAGACUUCUUCAGACCCACCCCGCCCCCCUGCCCUGCAUGUCUAGGCCCCCCACCCCUCCCAAGCCCCUAACGACCAUAGCCAAAACCAGUAUACCAAAACCAGUGCUGCCGAAACCCUUUCAGCACCACCGUUUCCCCUUUCCUGUUCCCCCUUCUCCGCCACUGGUGUCAUGCUCUCGUAUCCGUCCCUCCAACCGCCACAGACACUCUUUAUCCGUUAUCCGAGAGCUCGAUCCCUCCCUCUGUCGUGCAGUAGCUAUCAUGCUAUGGCCCAGUCCAGACAGCAGGUGGCAGCACUUCCUCGUUUUUAAAAAGGAUAGGAACAAUCGUAACGGAGAAGGUUUUUGUGAAUGGAGAUGUGAUCUUUGUUUGACUGGACCUUUGUAUGCUUCACACACACACACACUCUCUCUCACACACACUCGGAGACUCUUCAUUAAAAGAAGAACUCGUUGCACGACUGUACAGCAGCCGGAUUGGAAGUUUGACUGCCCCCCCCCCCCCCCCCCCCCACAGCACCUGUCUCCCGCCUCCAACUCCCCUGCCUCAUCCCUGGACUGGUCAUGACACAACCCCCCCACCCAGAAACCUCCUGUACUGAGCUGCGCUGCGAGGACAUAGGGUGUUUAUUCACUUGUCCAGUAGAACACUAUCAACACCCACAAAUGGACCUCGAUUUUGUUUUCAUAUCACAACUUCAAGGCACUUCUCCACCUCCCUGUAGAGAACACUUCUGUCUAGACAGACUCAUCCCAUUCCGCUCCCCCCCCCCCUUCAGCCAAGUAAGGUUGACCAUUGUUGUAGUCUUUUAGAAAGAGGUACCUAGGCUAGAUGUCUGUUUUUAGGAUCACCCACUAGGACUUGAAUCUCAGAUGAAAACAUCUACAGGACCCUGAAAGUUGUAUCCUGACCUCUCCAAUUUCACCUUGGGGGCAAUUUCCCCCAAUUGGCUAAAAGGACAUGGCAGCAUCCUCCCAUCUCUCAAGCCAAACUGGAUGGAAAUGAAGUGGGAAAGUCUGGUGGCAUUGCUGGGGGAGAGAAGACGGUCACACACAUACAGGCAGAGGGAUGGACAGUAAGGACCAAGGACAAUGAUGACGGCGUCUGGAGCAAGAGAACUGUGUGGAUCAACUGUAUCCUAGUUUACAUCCUUGCUUCGUUCCCUUCCCCCCCCCCCCCCCCCCCUCUCCGGCUCCUUCCUUCACCAUACUGAGACUGUGAGAAUGUCACUGAGACACUAAGGUGAGAUAGGGGAGUAGUGUCACCCCCCUACACCUCCCCAGCCAUCUUUGAGCUCCAUCAUAUCGUUAACCCCCCCCCCCCCCCCCCUGUUACCUCCACUAUCAGGCAAGCAGUUGCCCAUACUUCGGACAAAGACUUAUCGGACAUGUAUGCAUCGCUUCCAGUCUCACCUUUUUCUUUGUUUUUGUUUUUGGGGGGGAUUGAGUUAAUUUUGAAUUCAUGGUUUAGCAAGUUUUUAAGGAGAAGACAAAACUGUCUCUUGUUAGUUUGUAGGGUUAACUUUCUUUGUUUAUUUUUGGUUUCUUUUUUUUUCUUUUUUCACAAAAAAACUAAAAACAAAAAAAACACAAAAAAAGGAGGAAAUUAAAUGUUGGUGGAGAAGUUCCCAAAAACCAUCCACGACCACAUCGUCUUGUAGUAUUUUGAUUUUUAUCGUAAUUAGCAUUGGGUAGCAUGACGUUACCUGAACAUGAUGUUACCGUGUAGUAGCUAGCCUAGCAUUCGCAUAACCUUGUCAACAACUUAUGCUCCAUGUCCUCAAAUAGUGGCAUUGUUUUGAUGGAAAGUGUAUGAGAAAUACCUUGUUUCUCGUGCUGUUUGUCCCUUGUUCAUUGUCUUUUUGUCAGCAAUAACACCUUUCUCUCUGCCAGA